This is a messenger RNA of Caenorhabditis sp. 36 PRJEB53466, 1647 nucleotides long. The record is from the annotation of a GenBank genome assembly. NCBI's taxonomy places the organism in Eukaryota, Metazoa, Nematoda, Chromadorea, Rhabditida, Rhabditidae.
AUGAUGGUCCACUCGUCCAUAAGUGACGUGUAUUUUCAAAGUGAAGUGAGUGGCCAUAAAACGGACUCCUGGCUAAGAAUAAACGGACUCUCGAGAAUAAUAUGAAAAAUAAAAGAAGCCAAGAAAUGAAAUGGAUCCAAUUUGAUGGAACACGAAAACAUAGAGUUGAGUGUAGGAGGGUAGGCUUAUCUGAAAAGCAGGGAAGCAUUGUGGCUGGAUUCUGAUGAUGAGAAUAGGGUCUCUGAUCGCGUGAUUUAUUCACUUUUCUCACUUUGGGAAAUUGAAGUGUGUCAGUCAAAGUGACGUGAAAAGGUAAAAGGUGAAAUGGCAGAAGACGGAUGCAAAAGUGGGCGGCGUUCAAUGCACACUACUCUCGAAUUUAGAAACAUUUUCGAGGCUGGGAAAGGACUGGCGGAGUGUGAUUCCAAGGAAAAAGGCGUCGGCGUGACGGAAUUCAGGAAAUUCAAUUGUUUUUGGUUUGCAAAUUCGAAGGCGAUGAAUAGGAAGAAAGGGAGUCAUGAAGCAGAAUGGAAAGAAUUGCUCGAAAAACUGAUUCAGUUGGCUAUUUCGGGAAGUGGGCUGGCGGAAAUCGCAUGUGUGACUAAUCUCUCCGCGGAUUAUCCGACUGCUCGAGAUUGUUGCGAUGGUCAUCCGCACUUUUUGUACUAGUAGCAAUUAUGGGGGGACUGACCGACUAAACGGAAGUUUUCAGGAGGAUUCUCCAACGAGACCGUGCUGCAUACAACUCUCGCUCACUUAUCACAACACUUCGACAAAGAAACUGGCGCCGGCGACGAAGGUCGAUCAACCGCACAACAAUGUCAUUCUAAACGUAAGAUUUGUAAAAAGAACAAUAGUCGCGAACGUUCUCAACUUAAGGUGAUCAUCAGCAAGAGUCGGACGUCAGAAUCAUUCAGUAUCCUGAGGUUCAUCUAUCGAAUAAAAGAGUAUGUAAUCCACUUGAACGGCAGGGAUGACGUCUUCAAUUCCAGAAACAAUGUGAAUGUGCAAUCGUUGCUCGAGCUUGAUGGUUUCGCAAAAUUGAUUGAUGACGUGAAUGCAGAAGCGAACAGCACGGGAGAGUGCUCCAUUUCGAUACUCGUCCGUCAGGUCGUCGACCGUUUCUCCUCCGGUGACUGGAACAUGUCGAACCGCGACGAACCAUGCAUUUCGAGUGUCGCCCCCGCGGCUCCUUACGUCCGGCCCGGAUCUGCCGCCGCGCCGCCUUCCGUGGCUCCGCCAGGCUCCGUGCUCCAUCAACAGCCCGCUUCGAUAUUGCAACCGGGAUCAAUGAUGGGUCCGCAGUCAGUGAGUGCACAGCAUCCGUACGGAAUGCACAGAAUGGGAGGGCCUGGUGAGAAAGCUUCACCAAAUUCAGCAGCAAUCAGUCUUCUUUCAGGUUCAAUGCAGAUGAAUCCUUCGAGUAUUCAGCAACCGGGAAGCGUAGGAAUGCCUGGAAGUGCCGGCGGUCCGGGAAGUGUCAUGAAUCCCGGAAGUCAUCAGCAACUUCUGAUGAAUCCGGGCAGCGUGGGACCUGGAAGUGUCAAUCCGAGCAGCGUGAAUCCCGGAAGCGUCGGUCAUCCGUUCCCUUGGAAUCCUCCUUCAGUUGGCCAACAAUAUCAUCACCACCAGUAUCCGCCUCAAUGA